Molecule: messenger RNA, 822 nt
Organism: Dermacentor silvarum
Lineage: Eukaryota; Metazoa; Arthropoda; Arachnida; Ixodida; Ixodidae
Source: RefSeq, a predicted model, not a curated record
UCCACCUCCUCCGCCUCCUCGGCCACCUCCCCCUCCACCUCCGCCACCUCCGCCUCUUCCACCUCCUCCCGCCUCCUCCGCCUCCUCCGCCUCCCCACCUCCUCCACCUCCCCCGCCACCCCACCUCCCCCGCCACCUCCGCCUCCCCCGCCUCCCCCGCCACCUCCGCCUCCCCCGCCACCUCCACCUCCUCCGCCACCCCCGCCACCUCCACCUCCCCCGCCACCCCCACCUCCUCCACCUCCCCCGCCUCCUCCACCUCCCCCUCCACCUCCGCCACCUCCGCCUCUUCCGCCUCCUCCACCUCCUCCGCCUCCUCCGCCUCCCCCACCUCCUCCACCUCCCCCGCCACCUCCACCUCCCCCGCCACCUCCGCCUCCCCCGCCUCCCCCGCCACCUUCCUCCACCUCCCCCACCACCUCCGCCACCUCCGCCUCCUCCGCCUCCCCCGCCUCCUCCACCUCCUCCGCCACCUCCUCCACCUCCCCCGCCACCCCCGCCUCCUCCACCUCGACCACCUCCUCCCCCUCCUCCGCCACCUCCACCUCCUCCGCCUCCCCCGCCACCUCCACCUCCUCCGCCACCCCCGCCACCUCCACCUCCCCCGCCACCCCCACCUCCUCCACCUCCCCCGCCUCCUCCAUCCCCCUCCACCUCCGCCACCUCCACCUCCUCGCCUCCUCCACCUCCUCCACCUCCUCCGCCUCCGCCGCCUCCCCCACCUCCUCCACCUCCCCCGCCACCUCCACCUCCCCCGCCUCCCCCGACUACAACAUCCACCACGCCACCUCCGGUUUGCCCCGAUACUCCACCAACUGCUGA